UUGGGGAUAAUUUUCCCUAACCCAGCCUCUUUAAAGCUUCACACACUGUCAAAUCUCCACUCCCCUUUUUUUAUAUGUUGUCCCGUGUGGUGGGCGAGGCGGCGUGUGGCGAGGGAGGUGGGCAGGCCGGGGUGGUCAGCUGAGUGGGAGGUCAUACGAGGUCACAGAGCCAGCCAGGAGGAGGAGGAGGAGGUCACACGGUCUCCUGUCAAUGGUCCAACAUGGCUUCCUCCAGCAGGGGAAUACAAAUUGGCUCGGCGUGGUUCCAGCGGAAAAUAAAGCUCCGACCACAGCACCGCGGGAUCCAUUUGGUUACCGACGAAGUUCUCAAGGAAAUUCCCGAGCUGCGGCAGUUCUCCGUUGGUCUACUGCAUGUCCAGAUUCUUCACACAUCAGCCAGUUUAGCGCUAAACGAAAACUGGGAUCCAUAUGUCAGAGAUGACAUGGAGAUGAUGCUCAACAAAAUAGUGCCUGAGGGGAUGCCUUACCGACAUUCCUGUGAAGGCCCCGAUGAUAUGCCGGCCCAUGUAAAAGCCUGCUUUAUAGGUUCCUCCCUCACACUACCCAUUUCAGAAGGCAAACUUAAUCUAGGAACUUGGCAGGGUAUAUGGCUAUGUGAACACCGGAACGAUGCCGGGCCACGGAAGAUCGUGGCCACCAUCAAUGGGUGCUUGAGGGAUGGACGAACCCCUGUCUCCCCUAUGUCCCCCAUGGCCUCUACAAGCAGCUAGAAAAACUCAACAUAGGCAUCUGAAGGUGUCUAGUGUAUUUUUCUAUUGGCUGUGCCAGGAACGCUACCGGCCAGCGGCGGCGCCCGGCGGAGGCUCCCCUGCUGUUUGUGUCACUGUUAGGAGAGCAUAGUGAGGCUCUCCCCACCACCCCACAACCCACACCACGUCCCGGCGCGCCAGCACCAUCUCAUGGCCACCGUACAGAAGGAGUGAACUGGGCUGCCUUGUUUUUCCAAUAUGAUUUAGCAUAAUUUCUCAUAGUCUUGUAUUUAGUUCAGUAAUGCCUGUUAUGCCUCUCCCUCGGUUUUAUGAUAAUUCUAACCGUGUUAUAUAUUAUGGAUUAUUCUUUUGUUUUCCCUAAAGGAAGUUUUGCAUAUGUUGUUUAAUGUUAUGUGCAUAUGUUUAUUUGUUAUGGAAUUUAUCUAAAUUUAUGUAUUUUCUUUUUAUUGUUAUGGUCCUUUAUUCUUUCUUUCUGUAUGACUUUAAUAUAUAUGAAUGACUA
Molecule: messenger RNA, 1233 nt
Organism: Scylla paramamosain (green mud crab)
Lineage: Eukaryota; Metazoa; Arthropoda; Malacostraca; Decapoda; Portunidae
Product: UPF0047 protein YjbQ-like
Exons: 5
Coding region: 222-731 (169 amino acids)
Source: RefSeq, a predicted model, not a curated record